This is a messenger RNA of Toxotes jaculatrix (banded archerfish), 1392 nucleotides long. RefSeq names its product nuclear receptor subfamily 5 group A member 2-like. Gene Ontology annotation, cellular component: RNA polymerase II transcription regulator complex. Bases 10 to 1392 code for a protein of 460 amino acids. The transcript has 6 exons. Gene Ontology annotation, molecular function: RNA polymerase II cis-regulatory region sequence-specific DNA binding; zinc ion binding; nuclear receptor activity. NCBI's taxonomy places the organism in Eukaryota, Metazoa, Chordata, Actinopteri, Toxotidae. The record is from RefSeq and is a predicted model, not a curated record. Gene Ontology annotation, biological process: regulation of transcription by RNA polymerase II; tissue development; hormone-mediated signaling pathway.
UUUUCCAGAAUGGAGUACGGACACGAUGUGGAGUUGCAGGAGCCUUGUCCGGUCUGCGGAGAUAAAGUCUCUGGAUACCACUACGGCCUGCUGACCUGUGAAAGCUGCAAGGGGUUUUUCAAAAGAACAGUUCAAAACAACAAGAAGUACAUCUGUGCAGAAAAGCAGGAGUGCAGGAUUGAUAAAGCUCAGAGGAAACGGUGUCCCUACUGCAGAUUUCAAAAGUGUCUUCGUGUUGGCAUGAGACUGGAAGCUGUUCGUGCAGAUCGGAUGAGAGGGGGCAGAAAUAAGUUUGGCCCCAUGUACAAGAGAGAUCGUGCCCUCAAGCAGCAGAGAAAGGCUUUGAUACAAGCUAGUGGAUUCAGACAAGAGAGCGGUCCUCCACCUCUGGUCCCCUCAACCCACUUGAGAGACUUUACCUUUGCUGGUGGCCUCAGUCCAGAUACCAUCCUUCACAGCACAGCACUGAAUGACUGCACCAGCUACCAUCCUCCAUCACUGUGUCCCCUUCUGCCCUCAAACUCGCCUGGUGCCACCCAGUGCCAGUGCUUCUCCUUUUCAAACUGGACAAUCAAGUCGGAGCAGUCCAGCAACUGUGCAAGUUCACCAGGCUACGCCAACUCAGACGAGUUCUACCGAAGCUCUCCACAUGCUCCCAAGAUGCCUCAGCUCGUGAUGGAGUUCCUGCUGUGCGAUCCAGAUGAGCAACAGCUGCAGAGUAAGAUCACUGUUCGUCUCCAGCAGGAGCAGACUAGCUGGAGGAAACACGGGAACCCCAGCACCUUUGGGAUGAUGUGCCUCAUGGCUGACCAGACCCUGUUCUCCAUCGUGGAGUGGGCUCGCAAAUCCAUCUUCUUCAAACAUCUCAAGGUGAGUGAUCAGAUGAAAUUACUGCACAGCUGCUGGGGUGAGCUGCUGAUCCUGGACAUCAUUUCCAGACAGGUCCUGUACGGCAGAGAGGGCAGUCUGCUCCUGGUCACCGGGCAGGAGGUACAGCUGACAGACAUAGCCCCUGAUAAUGGUCCUACCUUGGUCAGCUUGGUCCAGAGAGGGCAGGAGCUGGUUGAGAAGCUCCACAUCCUAAAGGUGGAUCGUCAAGAAUUUGCCUGUAUCAAGUUCCUCAUCCUGUUUAACCCAGAUGUGAAAGAACUUGAGGAACAUCAGCUCAUAGAGAGCGUGCAGGAGCAGGCCGAAGGAGCCCUGCUGGAAUACACACUGUGCAACUCUUCUCAGUACCUUGGACGCUUUACUCAUCUGCUGCUAUGUCUCUCUGAGCUACGCUCCCUCAGCAGCCUUGCUGAAGACUACCUGUACUGCAGACACCUGAGUGGUGAGGUGCCGUACAACAGCCUGCUCACUGAGAUGCUCCACGCCAAGUGCACCUGGGCGUGA